Messenger RNA from Sceloporus undulatus (fence lizard), 982 nucleotides. RefSeq lists its product as uncharacterized. The record is from RefSeq and is a predicted model, not a curated record. The transcript is spliced from 3 exons. The coding region runs from base 114 to 719 and encodes 201 amino acids. Lineage: Eukaryota; Metazoa; Chordata; Lepidosauria; Squamata; Phrynosomatidae.
GGUCUACAGGGGUGGAAUGGUGUCUAUUUAUUUCGCCCUUAGAGAUCCCAGCGUUCAGAAAGAUCCCCCGGUUUCAUCUGCAGCGUGACGCCUGGAGGCUUGGCUGGUCCACCAUGAAGUUGUUUGUCUUUUCCUUAGCCUUGGCCAUCUUUGCAGGAUCCUGGGCGCGUGUCAUCAGAGAUGCCCCAGACCCAGAAUCUGAUAGUAAAUUGUCCAAAUUGAUUGACGAAUUGGAGGAAUUCCUGGACAACAUCAGCAACGCAACCGAGAAGAAAUGGGAGCACUUCAAGCAUUCAAAGACCGGCAAGGCCCUGCUAGAACUGUUGGACGAUGAAGACGAGGCUAAAUCAGAAGGCAAGGACAAAGCAUCACCGGAGGAGGAGGAAGACAUCGUGGAAGCAAUAAUUGACAUAAUUGGCGAUGUUGCUGAUGCCGCAGAGGACGUUGUGGUGGAGAUAGGGAAGCAAGCCGUUCCCAUCAUCAAGGAGUUUGGUAAAGCCGUGGAAAAAGCGUUGGGGAAGCAUUUGGACCCCUUGGUAGAGAAGAUUGAGCCGCACAUGGAGCGCCUGCUCCAAGCUUUGGCCAACAAGACCCACGAACUGGACCACACGCUGGAGGAGCUCUUGCCUCAACAACUGGAGGCCCUCGACCACCAUGCGCCUCAUUACAUCCAGAAGCUGGCCGAGCUCGACUCCAAAAAGAAGGCAGCCAAAAUAUAGAAGCGGAGGCUAUCAACAAGAAUCCAAGCGCAUGUCCUUCCCAUGCAUUCUGGAGCCGAGAUGAAAACGGAAGUGAAAAUUAAUUCAAGAAGAAGGGAGACACUCUUGUGUUCAUCAAACCCAUCGUUUCCUUGAACGCAACGGGCGGCAGAAAUGUUGAAGACCUCUACGUGGAAUUGAGCAGCUAUUGAAAUAACUUUGUGGGCGGUAAUCUUGUAUUCCUUUCUCCAAAUCACGUAAUAAAGGAGAAAUCCCCAAAACAA